AUGGCCCAGCUGGAGAGAUGUCCAUGUCAUAACCCCUUGGCUGGCUCCAUCAUCUGGGAGGGAACUUACAAUAUUGACAUCCUGAAUGAGCAGUUCCGGCUCCAGAACACCACCAUUGGAUUAAUCGUGUUUGCCAUAAAAAAACAUGUUAUCUACCUGAAGCGAUUCCUGGAGACGGCAGAGAGGUACUUCAUGGUGGGUUACAAGGUUAACUACUAUAUCUUCACUGACCGCCCCGACCAUGUUCCUCGCAUUCCCCUCCAAAACGGAAGGCAGGUGGUCAUCCUCAAGGUCCAGAGCUAUUCCCACAGCCAGAACAUCUCCCUGCACCGCAUGGAGGUGAUCAGCAAUUUUUCCGAGCAGCGUUUCCACCGGGAGGUGGAUUACCUUGUGUGUGCAGAUGUGGACGUGAAGUUUACUGAGCACGUGGGCGUGGAGAUCCUCGCCUCCUUGUUCGGCACCCUCCAUCCUGGCUUCUAUGGGCUUAAUCGGACCAACUUCCCCUAUGAACGGCGGCCUCAGUCACAAGCCCAGAUUCCUGAAGAUGAGGGGGACUUUUAUUACACAGGGGCCUUAUUUGGGGGGUCCGUGCCAGAGGUUCACAGGCUCACCAAGGCCUGCCACCAGGCGAUGAUGGUCGACAAAGACAAUCGCAUCGAGGCUGUGAGGCGUGAAGAGAGUCACCUGAACAAAUACCUGCUUUACCACAAACCCUCCAAGGUCCUCUCCCCUGAGUACAGCUGGGAUAAGCAGAUGUGGGAGAAUACGGGGAAUCAGCAGCUAGGAGACUUGCCUUUCUACAUAAAGCGGAUUAGACUUUUGAUUGCGAAAUAA
Molecule: messenger RNA, 834 nt
Organism: Equus quagga
Lineage: Eukaryota; Metazoa; Chordata; Mammalia; Perissodactyla; Equidae
Product: histo-blood group ABO system transferase 1-like
Biological process (GO): carbohydrate metabolic process
Cellular component (GO): Golgi apparatus; membrane; vesicle
Molecular function (GO): glycoprotein-fucosylgalactoside alpha-N-acetylgalactosaminyltransferase activity
Source: RefSeq, a predicted model, not a curated record